Messenger RNA from Ctenocephalides felis (cat flea), 483 nucleotides. RefSeq lists its product as uncharacterized. The transcript has a single exon. The record is from RefSeq and is a predicted model, not a curated record. Lineage: Eukaryota; Metazoa; Arthropoda; Insecta; Siphonaptera; Pulicidae. The coding region runs from base 1 to 483 and encodes 160 amino acids.
AUGGUUGAUAGCAAAGCCAAACUAAUAGAAAAUAUUUUUCCAAAUUUAAAGCAUAAUCAUAAAGAUUAUGAGUGGCUACAAAAACGAGCAAUUUUAGCAGCAACGAAUUUGGAUGUAGACGAAAUGAAUUUAAAAAUACAACAGAUACUGCCAGGAUAUGAAUUCACAUUUAAAUUAGUUGAUACUGUUAUUGAUCCUGAUGAAAUCGUCAAUUAUCCAGUCGAAUUUUUAAAUUCUCUUGAUUUACCAGGAAUGCCGCCGCACAAAUUACUAUUGAAAGUUGGUUCUCCAAUUAUAUUACUAAGAGAUUUAAAUGCCCCAAAAUUAUGCAAUGGCACAAGAUUAGCAAUAACAAAAAUUAUGGGAAACAUUAUAGAGGCAAUUAUUCUGGGCGUAAAAUUCAAAGAUGAUGCUGUUUUUUUGCCUAGAAUACCACUAAUUCCUUCGGAAUCAGUAAUAACUUUUAAAAGACUGCAGCCAUAA